This is a messenger RNA of Drosophila yakuba, 1439 nucleotides long. RefSeq lists its product as uncharacterized. Gene Ontology annotation, molecular function: 2',3'-cyclic GMP-AMP binding; cyclic-di-GMP binding. NCBI's taxonomy places the organism in Eukaryota, Metazoa, Arthropoda, Insecta, Diptera, Drosophilidae. The coding region runs from base 359 to 1402 and encodes 347 amino acids. The record is from RefSeq and is a predicted model, not a curated record. Gene Ontology annotation, cellular component: autophagosome; endoplasmic reticulum membrane. The transcript is spliced from 7 exons. Gene Ontology annotation, biological process: innate immune response; positive regulation of type I interferon production; reticulophagy.
GUUAAAUAGGGGCAUCCCACCAACAGCACCGCAGUAUUGACAAGAGCAUUAGAUCACUCAGUUGAAAUUCAUCUCCCCGAACAGAGAAAAUUCCGUUGAAGUAAGGUGUUGGAAUUAAUUCGUAGGGUUUUACGAAAGAUGAUCCUAGCCAACUAUUCAUAGUCACACAUGCAAAGUAUCAAACAUUCAAAGUUUGUGCCUGAAAAAUCUUUUUUGGCUAGCGCAAUCUUUCGUAAAACGCUAAAAAUUAAUUCUCACACCUAUUGGACCGGUGUUAUUUGAGCCUGGAUUCGUACUGGAUAGAAAUAGAGGCAGCUUUCGUGAGCUCUUCAAAUCGAUCUGGCAACACUUUAGCCAUAUGGACGGACUAAUGGCAAUCGCAAGCAACGAGAAAGAAGCGGAGAACGCAACCAGGGCGCAGAAGGGCAGGAAAUGUUUUUAUUUGCGGAAGAUGAUAGUUGAUUAUAUAGACACCUCUGUUCGCGUUCUUGCCACCGUGUUCUUUGCUGACCUACUCCUGCGUAUUUACCGCUGCGUCCUCGAAUAUUGGUGCAAUGGCCGGUACUAUCUGCCCCAGGAUCGGUUGUGGGUGAUUCUGCGGCGAUCGUGCACGUACAACAGCAGAUCGAUCUACCUGCUGGUGGGAUUGCUUCUCGUGGCAUUUUUUCGGAUUUCUGUUACCGGAAAUUACAGGGACGUAGUGCCCACGGCGUUGUUUCUGGCCUACAUGCCGCUCUACUGGAUCUGGAGCUUUAGCGACCUGGGUCAGAGCACGCUGAGCUACUCCCACUGGAUACGGGACUCCCAUGGACUAGACUAUGCGGCCGGAAUGGCCUCCAACUACUUUCACGGCUACCUCAAACUGUCUCUGCCCGAGCGCGAGAACGAUGGGCUCAAACACCGAAUGGCCGUGUACGAGGAUACGAAUAACAUUACCUUUGGCAUUAACCGACUGGUUAUCCUCAUUCCCGACGAAAUGUUCGUCAACGGCGUACUCGAAAGCAAAUUACUUGACAAAGCCGAGCCCCUGGAGACACAGUUCAUCAAUCGAGCCGGUGUCUAUCGUCCUUUCAAGCAUGCUGUCUACAGAAUGAACAAAAAGGUCAAUGGCAAGAUCUACUAUUUUGCUGUCGAGGGUGCCACACCCAUGCUAUCCUUCUUUGAUUCUAUGGAAUCCAACUUGUCAGCCACCUGGCAGAUGCAGGAACUGAAGCGGGAGAUCUGGCUCAAGUUUUAUAAGCACCUGAAGGAGCUCAUUACUACAUGGCCGGAGACCCGAGACCUGGUGGAGCCCAUUAUCUAUAAUUCCCAUGAUAGCAAGGGGAACCGUGUGGAUGUUGGCGAAUUGCUUUUAGCUCAUAUGCAAUACAAAACCAAAUCUAUUGACGAAAUUUCCAACUAGAAAUAAAUAUAUGUUACGAUUUUUUAACUUUUUUUAU